Symphalangus syndactylus (siamang) is the source of this 4711-nucleotide messenger RNA. RefSeq names its product putative activator of 90 kDa heat shock protein ATPase homolog 2. The record is from RefSeq and is a predicted model, not a curated record. Gene Ontology annotation, molecular function: ATPase activator activity; protein-folding chaperone binding. Gene Ontology annotation, biological process: positive regulation of ATP-dependent activity; protein folding. Gene Ontology annotation, cellular component: cytosol. NCBI's taxonomy places the organism in Eukaryota, Metazoa, Chordata, Mammalia, Primates, Hylobatidae.
GGCCGGCGGCGGCCUCCUUCUGGGAUCUGGGGAGGGCCGGGCCGCGGGAACCCGGGCUGCGCUGGGGUCUGUGCGGGGCCGCGGGGCCAGGGGGUCAGGGGGCCAGGGGGCCGCCCCUCCUCCUCAGCUGCCGGACGCAGGGCUCGGCCUCCGCCUCUCGGCUCGGGAGCGUCCUUGAGGACGGAGACCGGCGAGGGCGGCUGCGCCGGCCCUGGAGGUUGCAGCUGCCUCUUUUUGAAAGUUGGGUUGGGCCCCACGAGUGACUUUCGACAGACCUUUCCACUCCCACCGUCUGUGGCCUUAGGGCCUUCCCUUCUCCUCCCGCCCACCCCUCUGGAUGUUUCGGGGAGUUAGAAGGGAGCUGGAUUGAGAGACUGUAUUAGGGGCGGGGGUAUGGAACGUAGUGGAAAGGGCAGAAAUUUGGAUCUCAGUUCGCGCCCACCCCGCAGGCGCCUCCCGCGAGCGGGGCCCUCUGUGAGUGAGACAAGCUCCGCUUCCUUUACGCGCCUCACCUGGCGCGUGGGAAGAGGUCGGCAGCCCUCCACCGCAGAACCUCCGGAAGGGAUGUCCUCUGCCCUGCGCCUCUGGCCGGGGGCUGUGGUCCCCCCAGGCCGUCGAGGGGAUGCUGAGGCCGGUCCCCAGAGGAACAUGACUUGGCUGGUCCGGAGGAGCUCUGAGGGCUUGGGCAAUCUUGGCUCGCUGCAACCUCAGCUUCCAGAGUUCAAGACAGAGCGGGAUGCCACCAGCUGGUCCAAAGGGAAGUUCCAGGAGCUUCUGGUGGGCAUCGUUGUGGAGAAUGACGCUGGCCGCGGCGAGAUCAGCGAGUUGAAGCAGGUGGAAGGGGAGGCUUCGUGCAGCAGCCACAAAGGAAAGCUGAUUUUCUUCUAUGAGUGGAACAUCAAACUGGGCUGGAAAGGUAUCGUUAAAGAGUCUGGAGUGAAGCACAAGGGAUUGAUUGAAAUACCCAGUCUUUCUGAGGAAAAUGAAGUAGAUGACACUGAGGUGAACGUGAGUAAAAAGAAAGGAGAUGGGGAUAUACUGAAGGAUCUUAUAAAAACUGCAGGCACCGCCAAGGUCAGGGAGGCCCUUGGAGAUUACCUGAAGGCACUUAAGACGGAAUUUACAACGGGAAUUUUACCAACGAAAGCUAUGGCAACCCAGGAAUUGACUGUCAAAAGAAAACUGAGUGAGAAUACCCUGCAGGUUCAGGCCUCAUCUCCAGUGGCACUGGGUGUAAGGAUUCCCACUGUGGCUCUUCACAUGAUGGAACUGUUUGACACAACUGUAGAGCAGCUAUAUAGCAUCUUCACUGUAAAGGAUUUGGUGCAAAAGUUUUCUAAAUCUACUGCUGUAUUAGAAGCCGAAAAGGGAGGGAAAUUCCAGAUGUUUGAUGGGAACAGCACUGGUGAAUAUCUAGAAUUGUUAACAAAUAAGAAGAUCAUCAUGAAAUGGAGAUGUAGAAACUGGCCAGGAGGAAGUAUACUGAAGAUGCAAGUUUUUUUCAUCUGGAGUUCUGCCUGACCAAGAAUUAAGCCUAUAAAUCUAUCUUGCCAUUCAAGCAGAGAGCACUGGACAAAAUGAAGCACAAAAACAAAUAAGCAAAACUUAUACAAACAGCAUGGGGGUGAGGGACUUAAAAGUAGACAUGCUACACCUAAUGUCAAGAAGCAGCUUGGUUUCCUUUGCCAGAUAUCCUUGUGACCACAUGGAUUGUAGAUUCAAUGGUCCUACACAGGGUAUCUAAAAUGUCAUGUUGCCGCAUAUGACUAAAGAGUCCUCUGGAAUGGCCACAACUGAGAGAUAAAGCAACCUCAGGGUCCUGGGAGGGCAAAGCUUGGCCAUCACAGCUUCUCAAGUCAGCUAAGUCAGACAGAACUGCAGAGAUAGAAGUAGAAGGGAACUCAGAUUCUUCCUCGGCUAGGGUAGAAUCCUUGGAACAGUGGAGGUCUUUAAAUUCUUUACAAUCGUCAUAUCUGCCAUUGCUGGACUGUUCUUCUGCAUGCUGUGACCUGAUAUUUGACAUGUCUUCUGAAAACGAAGAUGGAACUUCCAUUCGGUAUUCCUUAAAAGAACUAUUUUCAGGGGAAGGAAGAUCUUGCUCAGUUCCUGGAUCAAUAAUUGAAGAGUCUCUGGUCUCAUUGUCAGAAGUGCUCGUUGGGGUCAGGACCUCCCUGGUUUCUGUUUUCAUGUCACUGAUGCAGCUGUCUACAGUGUGCUCCUCAUCACUGCUAACACGCCGCCUUUUAACGGGAGUUGCUCCUUCAUCAUCUGUGAAAACACAUGCCAAAACGGAAACUUGUCUGAAAGUCAUUAAGAUCACGUGGCGUGGGGGGGGAUGUGGGAAGUUAAUUUUGUUUCUAGCAUUUAUAUUUAGGAGGUUCAGCUGAACACACAACUAUUAAACCAGUUACACCAAGUGUAUUACUCCCUCCUCCCACCCUAAAGGUAAUGGUAGUCCAUAAAGCUAACCUUUAGUUUUUCUUUCUUUGGCUUCUUGCUCUUGGAGUGAGUUUCUCUGUUGCAGACAAGACCUGCAUUUGCUUAAAAGCUCUUGCAGAGUUGGAAUUAGAGCUGGGUUUAACUGUUUGGGAGUGUGUACUGACAGGAGCAAAGCAAGCGCCCUCAGGUCCUACAAAAACCCAGAUAAGAACAUUUCAAAUUCUAAAGCCAACACUUUGAUGCAGUUGUUCACAGUUAAUUGCAGAUGUUUAUUUUCCCAGGAAUCCAUUCUUUCCUAAGAAUACCCUGGUUUUUCUGGGAUUCUUAGAAUGAUCAAACCAGAAAGCCAGUGUUAGGAGGAUACUACAGCAUUUCAUUAGGUUUUUUUUUUUUUUUUGAGAUGGAGUCUUGUUCUGUGGCAAGGCUGGAGUGCAGUGGUGUAAUCUCGGCUAGCUGCAACCUCCACCUCCUGGGUUCAAGCGAUUCCCCUCCCUCAGCCUCCCGAGUAGCUGGGACUACAGGCACCCGCCACCAUGCCUGGCUUAAUUUUUUGUAUUUUAGUAGAGACGGUUUCACCAUGUUGGCCAGGAUGGUCUCAAUCUCCUGACCUCGUUAUCCACUGGCCUCUGCCACCCAAAAUGCUGGGGUUGCAGGCAUGAGCCACCGUGCCCGGCCUCAUUAGUUCUUAAAGUCACUAAUAGCAUUAUUUUAUGCCCACGAACCAGUAAGUCAGACCAAAGCCUGAAAUAGUGUUUUCUGAAAAUGGAAAAGGAAAUAUAAGAAUUUUAAAAACAAACCUUGAAAUCAUAGUUUCUCAAGUUAAAUUCUGACAGAUGUCACAAAUAGUAAGGUCUUCCUUACUGGGCUCUGUCAUCUGUUCUGGCUUUUAUGCAUACUGUGAUUUGGGAGGCUGCUGCUCAACAUUCUAGCCCAUUUCCAGAGUGUUCCAUUAUUCUAGGACAUGGGAGUCUGUACAAGGCAACUAAUGCUCUAGAUUUAACUGCCUUUUUAAAUCAGUAGAUCAUUAAUUGUUACAUAGGAGCCACAGGCAGUAAUAGAAACAUCACAAGUAAUGUUUCCAAAAAUAUACCCUAGUAGAGAUAAGACCACUAAGAUGUUCCCUUUAUUACCCUUAGCAUUUAAUGAUAUCAGCUUGUAGCUUCCAAGGUGAUAGAGUGCUAUGUACAUACAAGGCAUAGUGAACGCGUAUUUAAAAUUUGUUUUUUGUCGUACGUGGCUUAGAGGUCGAAUCAGUAAGUUAAAGUUACAAGAGUAAAAUCAUAUGAAGGCCACAGUUAACUGAAGGACAGUUUAAAAGUGUGUGCCGCCGCCUCUGCAUGGUUCUUACCCCAUUUAAAGAAGCACUUGCUUUGGAAAUUUCAACUCGGUUGGAGAAAUCAGACUGUAGGUUCUGAUACUGACUUAUCAAGUUUGUAAUAAGAGUGCUGAUCAAAUUGGCACAGUUUGCUUCAGAAAACACUUGACUUUGAACCUGAAAAAGAAGAUUUAAAAAAAUCUCCAAAAGACCAGCAUAAUGAAAACACAAGCAUUAAUUGGAAAUGACACAUUGAGUUUCCAAAGUACUACGUACCUUUAGAAGGAAAUGUGUCAUGAACGUGUAGACAAUGUUGUUGUUUAAAAAAGUUCUUUCAUCCAUUAGGAUACAUUUAAUAUAUUCUGCGAAAACAGGAUCUUCACACAAAAGCUUGAUGCAAUUUUUUGACAUAGCAGACUAAAGUGGGGAGAAGAUGGUUGAGCACUUAUGGUUGAGCACGGAAAAAACUUACACGGAAAAAACAUACUUGUGUAUGAUGGAAUCUGAAGCCACUGAAAAUCCUACGUGAAAAGCCAUGUCUAACUCACCUAUUGAAUUUUUAGUUAACAGCAACUAUCUUUCAUACAGUAAAAUGUUACUAAUUUAGACUAUGGGAGUGCUGGGGGGGAGACACUGAUGCCAAAACUGAACAAAUGUUUUAAAAGAAAUGCAGGUUUAUUAUCCAGCACUGAGAGAGUUAACAAGGACUGGAAAAAUAAGGCUAACUAAGAAUAGGAUGUCAAUGUUUUCAAGGGCCAAAUUAAUGUAUUUAUAGGUAACCAGAGCAUAUGUUGCGAAAAGACACAUUUUAAGAAUCAGAAUCAAUUUAUUCUCCAAAAUGUUUUAAACUUUACUGUAUAUUCUCAUUAGCAACAGUAAUUCUGUAAAUACCUUUUCCCCCCAUAAACACUGCAAAGGUAAACAAUAAAUCUUCUUUCCUAAUUAUCUCACACAGAA